AACGUCUCACUUCCGGUGUUCGCCACUCGCUGAGGAACAACAAUGGCGUCCUGUAGUGAGGGAUCUCGUACAGCCACCGAAGAGGAAACAACCGAUUCCCCUGCGGCACAGAAGAGAGAGGCGAGAUUACGAAAAUUCCGAGAGUUACACUUUAAAAGGAAUGAAGCACGUAAGCUGAAUCACCAGGAGGUUGUGGAGGAGGACAAGAGACUGAAACUUCCUACAAACUGGGAGGCAAAGAAAGCCAGACUGGAGUGGGAGCUUACUGAAGGCCAGAAGAAAAAGGAUUGUGCGGACAGAGGUGAGAACUAUGACCAAGUGAAACUGCUGGAGAUCACUGCUGAUGAUGCGGCGCGAUGGGAGAGGAAGAAAAAGAAGAAGAACCCAGACACUGGAUUUGCAGGUUAUGCUGAGGCCCAGUUGCGACAGUACCAGAGGCUCACUAAGCAGAUCAGACCAGACUUGGAAAGCUAUGAGAAACAGCGGCAAGAAUGUGGUGAAGACUUCUACCCUACAGCCAACAGCCUGAUCCACGGCACACAUGUCCCCACAAAGGAUGGAAUCGACCGCAUGGUGGAAGAUGUCGAGAAACAGAUCGAGAAGCGGGCCAAGUACAGCCGACGCAGGGCCUAUAACGACGACGCAGACAUCGACUACAUUAACGAGAGGAACGCCAAGUUCAACAAGAAGGCAGAGCGUUUCUACGGCAAAUACACAGCAGAGAUCAAACAGAACUUGGAGAGAGGCACAGCUGUCUAGUGCCAACAGUCGCUUCAGUGGACGUUGUCUAUUUUUUGUUGUAACAGUCCUGGGUGUAACUUUUUUUUUCUUCUACCUACUAAAGAGUUCAUGCGUAAAAUAUUGGACCGGGUAAUUAAACGCAGUUUCUCAAACAUCAUAUAUCACGCAGAGGUUACUUUGAAGUGAAAGAUGAUUGAGUCGUCUGCAAGAUUUCGUAUGUAAUGAGCAGUGUUUCUUUGUACAUUAUUAGAAAUUAAAACACAUGUUUAUUCUUAUCCUUGUGUUUUUUUAAAUAAACCACUUCUAUUAAUCUUG
This is a messenger RNA of Solea solea (common sole), 1056 nucleotides long. RefSeq names its product SYF2 pre-mRNA-splicing factor (gene syf2). Bases 43 to 759 code for a protein of 238 amino acids. The transcript has 7 exons. Lineage: Eukaryota; Metazoa; Chordata; Actinopteri; Pleuronectiformes; Soleidae. The record is from RefSeq and is a predicted model, not a curated record. Gene Ontology annotation, cellular component: Prp19 complex; post-mRNA release spliceosomal complex; catalytic step 2 spliceosome.